AUGGCUGCAAGGUUUUUAAGAGAUUUUGAACCACAACAUGCUCGUCGGAUACUAGAUGAAUUAGCACCAUCACAAGAAAUGAGAAAACCAAUCGAAAAUUUUGAUGAUAUACCGGUUGUUUCACUUGAAGAAGCAGUUGAGUCAUUAGUUUCACUUGUUCCCAAUGUCAAAGAGAUGGUAUCUAAAGCAAAAGAGAAAUGUGAUAAACCAAAAGAUGGUUUAACAACGAACGAAUCUGCUUCAAUCAUGUUGUAUUCAUUAGAAUGGGAACCAAGAGAAAAUUCUUUUUAUAUUAUAUUAAAUAAUACUCUACGAGCUGAAGAUAAAGAAAAAUUAAAACCAUGGCAACUUUAUUUAAAACUUUUUAUUUCUUCCCUUGAAAAACUCCCAUCAGUUAAUCAAACUAUUUAUCGAGGAGUAAAAAUGGAUUUAAGUGCACAAUAUCCACAAGGACAAAUAUUUACUUGGUGGGGAUUUUCAUCAUGUACAAAUUCAGUACAAGUGCUUCAAUCGGAACAAUUUCUUGGAAAAACAGGAGAUAGAACUCUUUUCAAUAUUGAUUGUGAAUCUGGUAAAAAUAUUCAACAACAUUCAUUUUUUCCGACUGAAGAUGAAAUCUUAUUAGUUGCUGCACGAAAAUUUAAAGUUGUUUCAUGUCUCGAUUCUGGAAACGGUCUUUUUAUUAUUCAAAUGAAAGAAGUGGAAUCAGAUUAUCCUCUACUAGGAUCGUCACGUGGAAAAAAUGCAACAUCUCAAGAAAAUAAUACUCGUGAAACAAGUUCUCAUUCAACCUCAUCUGAUCAUCAUACUUCAGGACCACCUAAAGGUCCAAUGCCACCAAAAUUUCCCCCAGGACCCGUGCGUCCAAAUAUAUUUGGUCCUCCACGUUAA
Molecule: messenger RNA, 891 nt
Organism: Adineta steineri
Lineage: Eukaryota; Metazoa; Rotifera; Eurotatoria; Adinetida; Adinetidae
Source: the annotation of a GenBank genome assembly